AUGAGAAGUAAAAAAAAGUGUCACGGCAUUUCGCAAAAAUUUUCUGACCACAAUGCUUCUUCAUUUUCAAAGCAGAGAAAUCAUUUCAGCCUAUCAAAUGCGAAGCAACGCUUGAGGGGUUCAAGAUUUCGUAGUUUGAACGAAAGGUUAUACACAUCUACAAGCCACGACAACUUUCUUUAUUUGCAAAAAAAUCCGAAUUUGUUUGAUGUAUACCAUGAGGGUUACAGAGAACAGAUUUCCAAAUGGCCAACUAACCCCUUGGAUGGAGUAAUAUCGUGGUUGGAGGGAAUCGACAAAGGAAAAAUCAUUGGAGAUUUCGGUUGCGGAGACGCGUUAAUAGCACGGACAUUUAGCGACAGAAAAGUUCAUUCUUUCGAUUUGGUAGCCCAAAAUUCUUUCAUCACGGCUUGCAAUAUGGCCAAGGUGCCCCUGGUUAACGAUUCACUGGACAUAAGCGUGUUCUGUCUCAGUUUAAUGGGACAAGACUGGCCACUAUUCAUUUUAGAGGCCACUCGCUGUCUCAAGCAAGGUGGUAUUCUAAAAAUCAUAGAGGUGACCAGUCGUUUCAAGAGUGUCCAACUAUUUCAAAAAUUUAUCAUGUCACUGGGAUACCAGAAUGAAAGCGACGAAGCGCCCAACGUGAGUUUGAUGUCAUGUGGCCUUUUAACUCAUGCAGGAAACAAGUUAUUUUACUUCGUUGCAGUUUCGAUUGUGCAAUAA
Babesia sp. Xinjiang is the source of this 723-nucleotide messenger RNA. RefSeq names its product Ribosomal RNA-processing protein 8. Lineage: Eukaryota; Apicomplexa; Aconoidasida; Piroplasmida; Babesiidae. Gene Ontology annotation, cellular component: nucleolus. The record is from RefSeq and is a predicted model, not a curated record. The coding region runs from base 1 to 723 and encodes 240 amino acids. The transcript is spliced from 6 exons. Gene Ontology annotation, molecular function: methyltransferase activity.